GUGGGAGCGGUUUGCUCCUCCACAUCAGACUCCUUCUAACCCUCCGUGCUGGAGGAGCGAGGAGGAACCUCUCCUCUGUGUUUAUUCCCCACCUCUCCGCGGACACACGGAUAAUACCACACCACGGCUGGGAAGAUGGUUUUUCUGCUGCAUAUGGUUACCCUUUACACUCUGAGCGUCUUCAGCGGAGCAUCCGCCGCCACCCACUAUAAUUGCAAUGGUCCCCUGGUAUCCACGUUACCCCAUUCAUCCUUUCAGAGCUCCACUCAGUCCUCAGUCAGUUAUGCUGCUUACAACGCCAAGCUCAACAGAAGAGAUGGAGCAGGAGGCUGGUCUCCCAUGGUGACUGACCAAGAGCCCUGGCUCCAGGUGGACCUCAGGGAGCAGAUGGAGGUGACGGCUGUGGCCACACAGGGACGGUAUGACAGCUGGGACUGGGUCAGCAGUUACCUGCUGCUCUACAGUGAUACGGGCCGGGCCUGGAAACAGUACAGACAUGAAGACGGUGUAGGGAGAUUUGUUGGGAAUAUGAAUUCGGAGGCCGUGGUCCAGAACAAGCUGUCCCACCCAGUGAGAACACGUUUCCUGCGUUUCAUCCCUCGCGAUUGGAACCCCAGCGGCUGGAUGGGCCUGAGAGUGGAGGUGUACGGCUGCUCGUACAAGUCCUACGUGGCAGACUUUGACGGCAGAAGCUCCUUGCUGUAUCGGUUCAACCAGAAGUCUAUGUCAACGGUAAAGGAUGUGAUCUCUCUGCGCUUCAAGAGCCAUCAGGCCGAGGGCGUUCUACUGCAUGGAGAGGGGCAGAGAGGAGACUACAUCACCCUUGAGCUUCACCGAGGAAGACUGGACCUCUACCUCAACUUAGAUGACAGCAGGCUGAGAUUCAGCAGCGGCCGUGUUGCCGUCACUGUGGGCAGUCUGCUGGACGACCAGCACUGGCACUCUGUUCAUAUAGAGCGCUUCAACAAGCAGGUUAACCUUACAGUGGACUCCCACGCACAGCACUUCCAAACCAAAGGAGAAGGACACUCAUUGGAGGUGGACUACGAGCUGAGUUUCGGAGGUAUCCCGCUGCCUGGUAAACCUGGAACCUUUCUUAGGAAGAACUUCAACGGCUGCAUGGAAAACCUCUACUACAACGGAAUCAAUAUCAUAGACCUUGCAAAGAGACGCAAACCACAGAUACACAGUGUGGGCAAUGUGACCUUCUCAUGUUCGCAGCCCCAGCUGGUGGGCUGCACCUUUCUGAGCUCCGGCAGCAGCUUCCUGUCACUUCCGUCAGCAGCGUCUGCCACAGGGGGUUUCUCAGUUCGCUUUCAGUUCAGGACAUGGAACCCGGACGGACUGCUACUCUCUGUGCAGCUGAGCCCAGAGCCCCAGAGACUGGAGCUGCAGAUCAGCAACACCCGGCUGUACCUGACCCUCCACAACUCCGGACGACAGAAAUCAGAGGUGUCUGCUGGGCACAAAGUCAACGAUGGUCUGUGGCACUCUGUGAGUCUCGACACCAGGAAUCUGCACAUCACUUUGACUGUAGAUGGUGAAACAUCGUCCACAAUUGAACUGUGGGAACAGCUGGAAUCGAGAGGCAACUUUUAUGUUGGAGGUUGUCCCACCACGGACUGUCAGCACCAGACUCCAGCCUUCCAGGGAUGCAUGCGGCUCAUAUCCGUCAAUAGGCAGCCGAUGAAUCUCAGUCACAUACAGCAAGGAUUGCUGGGCAGUUAUAACGAGCUUCAGUUUGACACCUGCAAUAUAAGAGACAGAUGCCUUCCCAACCUGUGUGAAAAUGGGGGCCGCUGCUCCCAGACCUGGAGCUCCUUCUCCUGUGACUGUUCAGGAACCGGGUACUCUGGAGCAACCUGUCACAACUCCAUCUACGAGUCAUCUUGUGAAGCCUACAAGCUGAUUGGCAGCUCCUCGGGCUUCUACUCUAUUGAUCCAGAUGGGAGUGGUCCCUUGGGGCCCACACAGGUAUACUGCAACAUGACAGAGGAGAAAGUGUGGACAGUUCUGACACACAACAGCACAGCUCCAGUUAUAGUCCAGGGCUCCUCUCUUCACAAACCUCACGUCAUGAAGUUCAACUACAGCGCCUCAGCUGAACAACUUAAUGCCAUCGUAUCAGGGUCGGAGCAGUGCCAACAGGAAGUGGUUUACAACUGCAAGAAAUCCCGCCUCUUUAAUACAAAAGAUGGCAGUCCGCUGUCAUGGUGGCUGGACCGGGAAGGAGAGAGACGGAGCUACUGGGGAGGCUUCCUUCCUGGAGUUCAGCAGUGCUCCUGCAGCCUGGAGGAGAACUGCGUGGACAUGAACUACUUCUGUAACUGCGAUGCUGAUACGGACACAUGGGCUAAUGACACAGGAGUCCUCUCCUAUAAAGACCACCUACCAGUGAGCCAGAUAGUGAUCGGAGACACCAACAGGACGGGCUCGCAGGCCGUCUACCAUAUCGGCCCUCUGCGUUGUUAUGGAGACAAGUCCAUAUGGAACGCAGCGUCUUUCUACCAGGAGUCCUCCUACCUUUACUUCCCCACCCUGCAGGCUGAGCUCGCCUCUGAUAUCUCCCUCUACUUCAAGACUAGUGCUCCUUCAGGAGUGUUUCUGGAGAACCUGGGCCUGAAGGACUUCAUCAGAGUGGAGCUGAGCUCUCCCUCAGUGGUGACUUUCUCCUUUGAUGUUGGAAACGGUCCGGUGGUCCUGUCUGUGAAGUCCCACCUGCCUCUGAAUGACAGACAGUGGCACUACGUGAGGGCAGAGCGCAACGUGAAGGAGGCCUCCCUGCAGGUUGAUCAGCUUCCCCUCCGCUUCCUGGAGGCUCCAGCUGACGGACACCCCCGCUUACGGCUCAGCAGCCAGCUGUUUGUAGGAGGAACAGCAUCCCAGCAGAGAGGCUUCCUGGGCUGCAUCAGGACUCUGACCAUCAAUGGUGUGAGCUUUGACCUGGAGGAGAGGGCCAGGAUGACUCCUGGGGUGAGCUCCGGUUGCCCUGGCUACUGCAGCGGCUCCAGCAGCCUCUGCCACAACAGAGGGAGGUGCAUCGAGAAGAGCAACGGCUACGUGUGCGACUGCUCCCAGUCUGCCUACGGAGGAACUACCUGCAACCAAGAGGUGUCGGUGUCCUUCGACAUGGAGUCCUCGGUGACCUACACUUUCCAGGAGCCCUUCUCGGUGAUGCAGAACAGAAGCUCGCAGGCGUCCAGCGUUUCCACAGAAAGCAGCAGCCGGGCCAGAGAGGACGUGGCCUUCAGCUUCGUUACCUCCCAGAGGCCGGCAUUGCUGCUGACUGUCAGCACCUUCAGCCAGCAGUACAUCGCUGUCAUCCUGGCCAAGAACGGGAGUCUGCAGAUCUGGUAUCACCUUCAGACAGACAGGAGUCCAGAUGUGUUCAGCCCCGCCCUCAAUAACCUGGCAGAUGGACGACUCCAUCGAAUCAGAAUCCACAGAGUGGGCAAAAACCUCUACGUACAGAUCGACCAGGACAUCCACACAAAGUACACACUGUCAUCUGAUGCAGAGCUGAUCUUAAUCAGAUCCCUGACAUUGGGCAAAGUCACCAGGAGGGAGAACUUCAGUGAGAAAGUAAUGCAAGCAGCUUCUAAGGGUUUCAUUGGCUGCCUCUCCUCGGUCCAGUUCAACCAUGUGGCGCCACUGAAGGCAGCGCUGACGAAUCGGGGAAGUUCACUGGUUACCAUCCGUGGUCCACUGGUACAGUCCAAUUGUGGCGCGCUGGCAGAGUCCACCUCGCACACGCUGCAAGAUCAAACUGUAACAGCGAAUAAAGACAAGGAGCAGCAUGGCAACAGAACCCAGAAGGAUUUGGCUGUAAUAGCAGGUGUGGUCACAGCAGUGGUCUUCAUCGCGGUGUGUGCUCUGGCUGUGGUAAGCCGCCUCCUCUACCAGCAGCGGCGGGCCCAGAGGAGCAGCAGCAUCAAAGAGGAGAACAGACACAGCAUGUACACGGACUACAGGACAGAGCUGCACCUCCACAACUCAGUCAGGGACAACAUGAAGGAGUACUACAUCUGACUACAGUGUGCACUCUGUGGACCUAAGACACAAACUUACCUCUCUCUUAUAAAGGACUAACAGGUGGACGAGCUUCUGCAGGAUUUCUUAAAACAAAACAUCUCUGUGCCCUGGAAGUCUCUCAGGAACACUACGAAAGCCUGUAACCUGUAGUCCACUCUCGUAAUGCUCCAGUACAAGCAAGUGGCUGAAUCUUUACAGCUGUUAGUGUAUUUGAUGUUGGUGAAACUGUCAGAAUCAAGCUGCUGUGGUUUCCGUCGUUGCAAAUUGUGUAAAGCAAAAAAGAUGAAUGUUCUGCAGUGGUGGACCGAAGAGGACAUCAUGAGCGCAGCGAGCGAAAGCUGCCGUCCAUCCUGAAUGCGCACAACUUACAAUGUUUUGUUUGAAAAACUCAAAUGUUGAAGAUUUCAACAUUUCAGUGGGACUCUAGAAAUUGUACUUGCAAGUCAGGAAAUGUAGGCCGGGCCUGUAAGAUAUGCGUGCAUUGGCUGCUGUCUUUGUUUUGUCAGUGGUGGUGAAUGUUGUAGAAGAAGUAAAGGGGACAAUACUGCCUAUACUGUAUGAGUGCCUAAUUUGCAUACAAGUUUUUAUUUGAACAUUUUAGAAGUUAUUCUGAUUUGCACAAAGCAUUUACAUAGAGAUGAGCUUAUUGUCAUUCACUUCUCCAACCCACACUACAUAGAAUAGAUGGAAAUUUGAAUUUCUUGUACCAGUCGGCCAUCAGUAUCAGGUGACUCAGUGUUUCUUUCACUGAGCCGCACUCUUUGAAGUAGCCUGGAAAUGAACAAAUCUAAAACUAAUAUCCAUUAAAUCCAGAAAGUUGUGAUCUUUUACAAGGUCCAUACAUCUCACUUCCGAGAGUUUUGGGUUUUCGAGUCUUGCCCCUAAGAAGUCAUUGUACACCAUGAAGGUCACAUAUAUUUAGUAGGUAAUAUUUAACUGAUGGCUUAUGAAAUUAUGGGUCUUUUGUAUUUAUUUAAAUUGUGCAAAAUCUACUUGUGUAUUAUUUUUUAAUUAAAGAUCCAAAAAAGUGUGUUUAUUGUAUCAUGAGAGUAGCUGGAAUAAGAAAUAAAAGAUUUUAGUAUUCAAAUAAAUACAAAUUGAUACAAACUGCUGGCAGCCAAACAGUAGUAUCUAGUAGGAUAAAAACUGACCCUGGUAUAAACAAAUCUGGCAAACAAACCCCCACAAGCAGUAUCUUUGGUGUUCUUUGGCAUACGGGCAGCAGUUUGGUGUGUACAGGAAGUGUGGAGCUGGUUUAACCAGCAUGCGAGUCGAGUCAAGUUAUAUAAAACAAUCGCAGCAGCAAGUUUAUCGGAGCUUGUACAGCUGUCUCGGGUUAAAUGUGUCAGUCAAAACCUUCUCUACUACACUUUGUCACAGUACUCAGUUCGAGUUUGUACCACUGUUUAAACUUAUAAUGCUUAUAUGUCAUUUGCUAGCUUGGUCAUAUGGUAUAAGUAGGCAGGGAAAGGUUGGAAGUAUGGAAGUAGUAUGUACCAGUGUAUACCCGGUGCAUACCAAACUCAAACGGUACUGGUACAAAAGUUCAGUUUGUCCAUUAAUUUGCUGCGCUGUUCAGCAGUGCUAAGAGCUUUUCGCAACCAAGAGAAAGACCACCGUCCUUACUGUACCUUUUUUAUCAGUUAUUUGGAUUACAGGGAUAAAUGAUGUCUACUAUGUAUUUUAGUCACAAUAUCACAGCACUUUUUUCUAUACGGCUUACAGUGGUUGAAGAAAAAAUCCACACACACACACACAUAGAAGACAACCUACCGAUCCUGCAAGUCUGCAUACACAUUCAGAUUACAGCAUAGCAUGGAUGGAAAAUGAAGACGACUUUGCUUUAUUUUUUUUUUAUUUUUUUUUUGAAGAUCCUUACCACAACUGUGUCAAAAAAUAUGAAAAAGGUGGUGCCAGAGUAAAAGCAACGUUACCCAAAUUUUAAAAUCAGCCUGCUCUACAUGAUCAGACUCAUUAUCAUUGGCUUCAGGUCCUCUUGGCAGGUUACAUGUCUUUGCCUGUUGUACUUUGAGCUUAACAUGCUAAAAAAUAAUGAAUAAGCCCAAAGAAAAGCUGAAUCUAAUGCUUACAGAAAUGUUUUUGUUUUCUGUGUAUUGGAUGAGACCUAAUUCAUCCUCUUGGACUCUGUACAAAAUUUCAAGAAAAAGCAAUCAAGCAAAUGUGAAGAUAUUUCACACAAUGAUCCCAAUUUUUUUGGACCAAUGGACUAACGGAUGGACAAAUGGAGUAAAGACAAACAAUAUCGCCCUUUCUGGAGCUCCACCGCUACCAUGGCUAAAGAUUACAUGACUGAAAGUGAGAGUGGCAUGGUCAAAAGAUAGGGUCUCUAUCCUUUGGACCCCAUCUGUGCAUGUCCUUGUUAUGUCUCAAGAUGUGAUCUCUAGUAUCAGUAAAUGAACACAUACCUCUCAGAGUGUGCAAUGGGUAAUAUCAUGUGGUUAUUUCUUCUUCUUCUUCCAAUGAUUUGUAUAGCUGCAGUUUUA
Messenger RNA from Larimichthys crocea (large yellow croaker), 6536 nucleotides. It is a transcript of the gene cntnap5a, whose product is annotated as contactin associated protein family member 5a. Bases 136 to 4029 code for a protein of 1297 amino acids. The record is from RefSeq and is a predicted model, not a curated record. NCBI's taxonomy places the organism in Eukaryota, Metazoa, Chordata, Actinopteri, Sciaenidae. The transcript has 24 exons.